CAUAACAAUAAAAACAAUUUAGCCGUCAAAAUUAUUGUAAAACCCUUCAUAUAUAAAAUAGAAUUUUUCAUAAUGAAACCACUAGAAUCUCAACAAACAAACGAUAACAAUGAAGAGGAAGAAGAUAGUGAAAUAUUUAAGUCUGAAGAUGAAAUGAAAAGAUCUCUUACCAGAUUAUGUUAUGGCGACUUAUGCGUUAUUGGAAAGAUUUGGAUAAGGGCUUUAAAAUAUGUAUUGGUUGGAGCAAGGAUGAGUUUAGUACCAGUUGUGAAGGCUGCAAAGCCUGCAGAAUGUCCGAAAAGACCUCCUCCUAUGAAAUAUAAAGAUUUACCAAUAUAUAAAAGUCCACACUACGAUUACAAAGAUCAUAUAGCGCAGAAAGAAAGGUGUCCUGAAGCGAAUGAUAAAUUAAUACACAACUAUCUCUUUCCACGCGUCGCAUGCUAUAGGAGAUGUAUCCAGGAACAGUUCAAUGAAACCAGAUGUAUGUUAAAGAAUACUUGUAAGGACAUAUGCUCGUCUAUAAACUCUUCUAAGAAGGAUUUCAAGAGAUACAUGAGAUGCCCUGAGAAUUUACAGUUGCGUCAAGCAGUUCUUGCAACCAGUACUGCAACAGGGUUCUUAUUAGGGUCUGGAAGAGGUAUUCCUCGUCGUUUGUUCUUCACGGGACUUGGUGCUUUGGCUGGAGGAGCAUUAUGUUUCCCGAAAGAAACUGAUGAGGCGUUCAGGAGUUUUCUCUUCAAUACUGGUAAGGGGUUUAUUAAUGCGUACAAUUUGUAUUGUGGGAAGGGAUUUGCUUUGAGAGAGAGAAUUCCUUGUAAGGAUGAUAUGCCUCCACCUCCUCAGCCAAGGAAACAGCAGUGUCCUGAAAAGAAGUGAAAUAAUUUUAAUUAGAAAUCAAAUACUAACUCAGUCGUUAAUCAAAAUGCGUAUUCAAUAGACUAUAUGAACAGUAAUAAUGAUAAAAUGAAAUAAA
This is a messenger RNA of Achroia grisella, 976 nucleotides long. RefSeq lists its product as uncharacterized. NCBI's taxonomy places the organism in Eukaryota, Metazoa, Arthropoda, Insecta, Lepidoptera, Pyralidae. The transcript has a single exon. The record is from RefSeq and is a predicted model, not a curated record. Bases 73 to 879 code for a protein of 268 amino acids.